Molecule: messenger RNA, 1490 nt
Organism: Aegilops tauschii subsp. strangulata
Lineage: Eukaryota; Viridiplantae; Streptophyta; Magnoliopsida; Poales; Poaceae
Biological process (GO): root development; shoot system development
Source: RefSeq, a predicted model, not a curated record
UCACAUAGACAAAUUUGCUAAGUUGGACUUGAAGUUACUGUGGCUAGUCUAACCUAGGGCAGAGUAGAACUAGUCUGGUCCAGCUCCACGCCUAGUCGCCUCCACCGUUUGCACCUCCCCUGCUCUGCUUUAUAUAACGACCGGCCGUGCGAUCGAUCCACCCCAUCCACGGCUUCCAUCCCAUUCCCGAAUCUCACUUCGCACUUUGAAAACAAAACGCCCCCAUCUCCCCCUUCUCCUCCAGGUGCUCCACGCCGGCCGCCGCCGCGCAUAGGUCAGCCCAUCGCCCGAUCCAUCGAUCCCGUUCCAGCGACAGCGACGGCGCUGCUGCAAGGUCGCGGUCGCAGGAUGGUGGUCGGUUUCCGCCGCACGAUCUCGUUCCCCGCGCCCAAGUCCGCGCCGGCGGCGGGGUCGAACGGGAAGUCCGCGGCCGGCUACCGCGUCCGCUCGGCGAGCCUUCCCUGCAGGUUCCACCCCCUGGUGCUCCAGCUCGACGAAGACGUCGCGGCGCUGCGCGAUCUGGCGGGGGGCCUGGCGUCGGCCGCGACGGCGCGCUCGAUCGCGGAGGCCGCGGAGCAGCUGGGGCGGGUGCUGGUGUCGCUCUCCGAGCUGCUCCACCACCCGCAGGCCCAGGAGCCGCUGCGGCGGCUCGGCCGCUCGCCGUUCGCGGAGCGGCUGCUCGACGACUUCCUCCGCCUGGCCGACGCGCACGGCAGCUUCCGCGACGUGCUGGUCGCGCUCACCGCGCUCCAGGCCGAGGCGCGCGCGGCGCUGCGGCGCGAGGACCCGGCGCGCCUGGCGUCCGCCGCGCGCGGGCUUCGUCGGUCCGGCCGCGACCUCCCGCGGAUCGCCUCCUCCGCCCGCGCCGUGGCCGGCAAGGCGCCGCCUCCCGCGCCCGCCGGCCUCCCGUCGGACGCGGCCGCUCUUGCCGCCGCCAUCGUCGACGCGGCGGCGGCCGUCGCGUCUGCCUCGGCCGCGGUCUUCUCUGGCGUGUCCGCCCUGUCCAUUGCCGCCGCCACGGCCCGCGUCGACGUCGUCAGCGCACCGUGCUGGAUGCCCUCUCCCGCAAGGUUCGCCUCCUCGUCGGCCGCGCCGAGAACCGGCCACCACAUCGUCACCACCAAGCCGUCGUCCAUGCGCAUAUGGUGGGUCGCUGACCUGAUGCGCUGGAUGUCGCGCGCGAAGCGCCGGUCGGCGAGCAAGCAGGAGGCCAACGACGGCUCCUCCGCCAAGCAGCCCCAGCCCGACGCGGCCCUGGUUGACCUAGACCCGGAGGAGGAGGACCGGAAGGCGGCGUUUGAGCGCAUGGACAACCUCGGACGGUGCAUUGCGGACGUGGAGAACAGCGGCGAGAGCGUCUUCCGGGCCCUGGUCAACACCAGAGUCUCCCUGCUCAACAUUCUCAGCCCAAGCUUCUGAAGAAUAGCAAUCCCCGGACGUUGGAGCCAUAAACAAUCUCGACUUAUGUGAUGAAAUUUGUAUAUAGAAAA